This is a messenger RNA of Poecilia reticulata (guppy), 2729 nucleotides long. It is a transcript of the gene ccn3, whose product is annotated as cellular communication network factor 3. The record is from RefSeq and is a predicted model, not a curated record. Gene Ontology annotation, biological process: chondrocyte differentiation; cell adhesion; signal transduction. Gene Ontology annotation, cellular component: extracellular matrix; extracellular region. Gene Ontology annotation, molecular function: heparin binding; integrin binding. Lineage: Eukaryota; Metazoa; Chordata; Actinopteri; Cyprinodontiformes; Poeciliidae.
ACAGCGACAAACAGAGUUCAUCCUUCUGCAUCGCUACAAAGUUUUGGGGAGAUUAAACCCCUGAACAAAGGGACUUAAUAGACUUUUUCUUCACUCAUAUUUUUAACUUUGUUCUGCAUGGCAAGAAGAUGACAAAUCUUUCAGUUGUUUUAGUUUUUUUCAUGACUGCACAGACAUUCGCAGUGAUCGGGGCUCAGACGUGUCCUCGGCGAUGCCUGUGUCCUGCGGAGCUUCCCGUGUGUCUCUCCGGGGUGCCGCUGGUCCUGGAUGACUGUGCCUGCUGUCUGGUUUGUGCAGGUCAGAAAGGCCAAGCAUGCUCCGAGAUGAAACCCUGUGACACAAUUAAAGGGCUGCAGUGUGAUUACUCAGUGGAUGUUCACAAGAGAACUGGCAUCUGUGCGGUCAGUGUGGGUAACGUGUGCGUUUUGGAGGGUUUAGUCUAUCAGCAUGGCCAGAUCUUCUUCCCGAGCUGUAAAUACCAGUGUGUGUGCCAGAAUGGUCAGUUAGCCUGCAUUCCUCGCUGCAACCUGGAUGUUAUGCUUCCUGGGCCCGACUGUCCAAUCCCACGCAAGGUCCAGGUUCCUGGAGAAUGCUGUGAGAAGUGGGUGUGUGAGCCCCAGACUGAAGCAAGCGCACUGGGCGGCUUUGCCAUGGCCGCCUUUCGUCAAGAAGAAACUGUAGGUUUUGGAAGCUGGGACCCCAGGCUAACCUGCAUUGAGCAGACCACAGAGUGGGGGGCCUGCUCUGAAACAUGUGGCCUGGGGGUCUCCACCAGGGUCACAAACAAGAACAAUCGCUGUGAGAUGGUGAAGCAGAGUCGGCUGUGUGUGAUUAGACCCUGUGAAGACCUGCAGGGACAAUUGACUCAGGUUGCACUAAUGCAGAGAGACAGGAGAUGCCAGAGGGUGGUGAGGAGCAACAAAGCUGUUCACCUGGAGCAUGAGAACUGCACCAGUGUCCUGGCCUACAAGCCUCACUACUGCGGCACCUGCACUGAUGGGCGCUGCUGCACCCCCCACAGAACCAAGACCACUGUGGUGGAGUUCCAGUGUCCCGACAACAGAAUCAGACGCAAGCCAGUUAUGGCAAUUCUAACCUGUGUCUGCCACACCCAUUGCCCUCGAGACAACGCUGCAUGGGAGCCAUCGCUGCUGACAGGAAGAUGAGUCCAGGUUGCAGCUAACAACAAAAUAUGGGCUGUGUUGAGUCCUGAGUAUUAACAUCCAACACAAUAUUUGAUGCUGCCGAUAUUAUAUAUAUAUAUAAAGAAAAGAAAUUAGACAAAAAAGACAGACCCAAACUAUGUCAAAAGCAAACUUAGGGCUGCCAGACCAGCAGACAUCUGGAUGGACGUCAAAACUUAAGAUUGAUAUUUAAGUUCAUGAAGAGCUUUCAUUUAAAUCCUCAGCUGAGAUUUAUAAUUGGCUUGAAAAUGAACUCAAAAAAUGUAAAAAUUAUUUGAAAUUUUAAGAAUAUGAAAGUUUAUACAGCACUUUUACAAGCUGUAUAAACUUAACUCAUGAUUAAUCAACUUCAUUAACUUCUGCUGAGGUUUUUUGUAUCGUUUGUUUCUUUUUAUGUAGUGUAAAUAAUGUAAAAUUUGAGUUGCAAACAAAACAAACUCCACAAAAAAAUUGAUAUUUUUUUUUGCAUACACCCAAAUAAAGAUAACUAACUGAGCAGCAGAUGAACCAUGAUAUUUUAGGUAAAAACCCUACACCUAAUAACUAAAAAAAAAAUGUAAAUACAUAUUACUAAUGUUGUGGCAACUGGUGAGUCAGACUUACCCAGGCACCACAAAUAAAUUAACACUGUUUGGUCUGUUGAAACAGUGUUAAAAUAGGGCAUCUCAGGUCAUUUUGAAGGAAUAUUCUGACCUGGAACACAAAGCGAAUCACCCAUGUCUGUAUCUCUGCGGGAGAGAGAUUUCAUUUUAAAUGUAGCUGAGUUAUAUCCUGUGGACAAAAAUAAUAAGUAUGAAUUAUUACUGAGUUCUGUUCUAUAGAAGCACUUAUGCUAAUACUCGCAAAAGUGCUGCAUUGCUUUCCUAACAGAUUGUGUUUGAUAGCUGUUUGUAAGUUGUAUGUUUAUUUUUAAAAUAUCACUUAAAAAGAUAAAGUGUAAAAAACAACAACUUUCUAUUCCUAAAAUUUAAAAAAAUUGUUUAUCCUGAAGGAAGAAACUACAGAUUUAAUGCACUGUAAAAUAAGCAGCAAAAUCUUGAAUCUUUAUUGAAUCUUUAUUUAUAUGCUAUUAUUCACUCUGAUAAACUAGAAAGACCUUCGGAUGCGAGAUUUGUGAAAGAGGUACAAUUAUUUUCACUAAAAACUCUUUAUCUACAGGUCGCAUAAUUGGAAUAACUCAGAUGUGUACUUUGACAUGAACCCCACUAGGGGCUCACCACAUAAAUGAGAGGUCACUGUUGUGUCUGAGUGUCAUUUUUGACGUCUCUCUGAAAUACUACCCUUGUUGUAUAAUAAAUGUUUUUAAGAAAUGUUCACUUCUUAGAAGCAUAGAAGGAACAGCUUUUGUCAAUGUUAUUUUUUUUGUUUUUCAUUUGAUCUAGUUUAUUUUUCUUCAUAGAAAGCUUGUUUGACUGAGAGUGUAUCAAAUGCACAAUGUUAAUAAUAUAUGUUCAAUGUGAUGCUUGGUUUUAUCUUUUACUACUGUUGUUUGCUUACUCUUGUUUUUCCUAAUGUUUCAAAAAUAAACAUCCUAUUUUAAAGAUA